Boeremia exigua is the source of this 1401-nucleotide messenger RNA. RefSeq lists its product as uncharacterized. Lineage: Eukaryota; Fungi; Ascomycota; Dothideomycetes; Pleosporales; Didymellaceae. The record is from RefSeq and is a predicted model, not a curated record. The transcript is spliced from 2 exons. The coding region runs from base 167 to 1174 and encodes 335 amino acids.
CCUUUCGCCAUCUAGACGCCUUGUGCCUUUUGCCUUUUGCCUGUUCUAUCCUCCUGGAACCUCCUUGGUGUAGCUAUAUAUUUUGCAUCGAUUGGAAACGUUAAGCGAACGCAAUAUCUGGUGGCUCGCAUAUCGCAAUUAACGGGCAGUCCUUGGUGUCGUUGUCAUGCCUCUACUCACAGCCUUGUCACUCCUUCUAGGCAUACUCAUAGCGCCAUGCACCGCCAAAUUUGAGCACAGCUAUAAAGGCAUCGCAACAGAAGGCAUCCAAGCCUGCAUCAAUAGCUCCACCUUCACCGCCGAAAACAUCACACUGCGCGACAAUUGCGGCGAUGCGUUCGCGUGCAUCAUGUCAAAUAUCUCCAGCCAGAAACAGAGCAUUCUCUCAAGCGGCUCCGGCAUCCUAGCAUUCGUGCCUACUGUACUUUUGGUGCUCGGCACCUCGAACGAAGAUGUAAUCCGCAUCAGCGCCCGCUUCCCCCUCCUAGCCUUCUUCCUCGCACUCGCCACCAUCAACAAGCGGCCUCAGCUCACCAAGCUACCGUCUGCUUCGCCACGGGUAGUCAUCGAUCUCGGGCCGUACGGUGCUAUCAGCGAGAAGGCUAGGACAUAUUCUCCACCCACGGCUUUCAGGGGCGUGACGACGACACAUGUGGGAAUCGUCGUUGCGCACAUCGCGACAGGCGCCGGCGCCGCUGUUGUCGUGUGGCGCACGAUCGAUCUGGGCGUGAACGCCGUCGUGACGUGGGCUUGCUGGACGGAUUUUUACCCUAUGGUAUGGCUACUGCUUGCUGUGGUGCAUCACAUCGCUGCCGUGGUAUUUGUACGGCUCACACUGAAGAUAACGCCAUGUCCUACUCGUUCCGUCAACAAUACCGCGCAGGGUAUCGCGACAGCGACGGCUCGUGUUCCCAUCAGUGCACUGCGGGUGUGGGAUUUGCAACAGCAAAACUGCACAGUCAUAUGCGCACACACAGGCUUCGCAAAGUUGAGCAAAGCGGGCUUGGAUUUGCUUAAUAACGCGACGUAUCUUUACGGCACGGCGAUAUUCUCGAGCUUGACGAUGGUGAGUGGGCAUAAUGCGAUCAAGGUGCUGUGUACGUACAGCGGGGUGGCUGUGGCGUCGCGGAUCGCAGCUGUUUGGGUGCUGGAGGAGAUUGGAGGAGCUGAUUGAUCUGUUCCGUGGAGGAUUGUGAGGAAUAUCGUACAAGUAAGGGUUGUCGUCGGGACCUUGAAUGCGUGCCGCCUCUUCGUUCGAGGACGAGAGGUGACUCCCCGAUACUGCUUCUGUCCAGAGUACUAGCAUGUCAAGCGAAGCAUAUAUCAUAAAAGAGAUCUAGGGACGAAGCCAUGAGGAAAGCAUGCAACAUGGUGGUUGUCAUCUGACUCCGCACUGUCCAU